Nezara viridula (southern green stink bug) is the source of this 267-nucleotide messenger RNA. NCBI's taxonomy places the organism in Eukaryota, Metazoa, Arthropoda, Insecta, Hemiptera, Pentatomidae. The record is from the annotation of a GenBank genome assembly.
AUGUCACCCCCCGCUGGCUCCCGAUUUCGUCCUUGCAGAGACCACACCCCCGGCUCUAAAUGUCAUCCGGACCUGUUCGCCGGCGGACUACUUUUGCUCCAGACACCUUUCGCUCUCCAAUAUCUCCUUGCAAAGGUCGCCGCUCUUCGGGCUGGUCCGGCCAUUUCUCUAACGGUACUCCGGCGGCCGAUUGAUAAAUCGCCAGCCCGAUCUACCGACCCGCGGGGUACGGACUCAGGUAAGCUGCUGGACGGCCAGCCGUCGUAG